AUGCCACCCUCAACAUCCCAUCCCCACAUCCAACGAAAAGACUCAACAACAUCCAGCACCACCGGCACAACUAGCACAACCGCCACCAACAACCGCCACCGCUCCCACAAAGGCUGCUGGACCUGCAAACGCAAACGUAUCCAAUGCGACGAAGCACACCCCGCCUGCUCAAGAUGCACUUCUCGCGGCGUCCUCUGCGAAGGUUACGAGAUUCGACUUCGCUGGGGCGCAGGCAUCGCGUCACGAGGCCGAUUCAACGGAGCGGAAAAGCCCAGCGAGGAAUCCAUCCCGCCGCCGUCGAGGAGGAGGUGGGAUUUGAGAGAGAAGAGUCGACGCGCGAGUGGAAGUGGAUGUGGAGGGAACGAGAUGAGUAAGAGUGGCAAUGGACAGGGACAGCCGGUAUUAUUGGCGGUGGAUACUGAGACAAUAUCGAGGUCGAGGUUGGAAUCGGGCUCGGCUUCGUUUCCGUGUUUUGAUCGGGCAGAGAAGGACAGAAGACGAGCCUCCUCAUUCUCCGUCUCUCAUCAAGAACAAGAACACUCACCCGACUCGUUACACUUUCUCUCCUAUCCAGCCCAAAUAACCCUAUAUAGCGAGCGCCGAACCGUCAAUAUUCUCAACGAGCCUGUAGGUGACUUUUCAGGCGACUUUCUCAACGUCACAAAACAUUUCCAAUUGCCUGUAUCAACGAGGAUAAUCUCACAGUCCGCGACCGAACAACAUCAACAUCAACAUCAACAUCAACAUCGAUACCAUCGGUGUCUGGAAGACCUUCAGCCAACACUGCACGUGGAUGUGCAUGCUACGAAUCAUCCUCCUAGUGCGUCUCUGGGCGGUGGCGGUGGAAGGCCCGGGAUAUUUGCUUGA
Messenger RNA from Penicillium diatomitis, 867 nucleotides. RefSeq names its product Zn(II)2Cys6 transcription factor domain-containing protein. Bases 1 to 867 code for a protein of 288 amino acids. The transcript is spliced from 2 exons. Gene Ontology annotation, cellular component: nucleus. NCBI's taxonomy places the organism in Eukaryota, Fungi, Ascomycota, Eurotiomycetes, Eurotiales, Aspergillaceae. Gene Ontology annotation, biological process: positive regulation of transcription by RNA polymerase II. Gene Ontology annotation, molecular function: transcription cis-regulatory region binding; zinc ion binding; DNA-binding transcription factor activity, RNA polymerase II-specific. The record is from RefSeq and is a predicted model, not a curated record.